Molecule: messenger RNA, 902 nt
Organism: Capsella rubella
Lineage: Eukaryota; Viridiplantae; Streptophyta; Magnoliopsida; Brassicales; Brassicaceae
Exons: 6
Coding region: 499-885 (128 amino acids)
Source: RefSeq, a predicted model, not a curated record
GAGCAGGUUCAUAGUGCAUGCGAAGAAUCUGAUGGCUCAAAUGUGGUUGUUGUGCUACGCUUUGUGAAGAUAAAAGCUUACAAAGGUGUUAAGAGUGUAACAAAUUCAUAUGACACUACUCAAGUAUUUGUCAAUCCUACUUUCCCUGAAGUCGAUUUGUUCAGAAAUUCUCUACCCCCGGAUGGUUUAGUGUUGGUUUUCCGUGAAAGGCGUCCAAGAUUGGAGUUGGUAAGGGUUAACAAUGACGCUCACCAAGAACUUCCAAGGAGAACUAUUGAGGAAAUCAAGAAUUCCCUAGAGGUUGGAAGGGUCAGGCUGCUAUGUACAAUUUACGGGAUUGAUACAGACUGGGCAUGGUACUACAUUAGCUGUAGAUCCUGCAAUAAAAAAGUUAACCACAUCCACUCUGGUGUGCAUGGUGUGAACAACAAAGGUGUCAAACCAAGGUUCUGGUGUGACACAUGUAAAAGUGUUGUCACAAAUGUGGUAGCCAGGUUUAUGCUUUAUGCUAAUGUCAUGGACACUACCGGCGAGGCCAAAUUGUUACUUUUUGACUCUAUUUGCACCGAGAUCAUAGGACAGUCCGCUCAUGCAGUACUUGAUGGUUCUGUUGAUGAGAUUGAGGAUCCAGAAAAUUUACCAGAGCCUCUCACAAAUCUCAUUGGGAAAACUUUCCUUUUCCUCUUAUGUGUUGAGAAAGAGAAUAUAUGGGAUGGGAAAGAAAUCUACAAGGUUUCUAAAGCCUUAUUGAAGCAUGGCCUUCUUGAAGAAGAAUUGUUGGAGUAUUCUACAGAAAUGAGCAAUGCAGCUUCUAUUGAAUCUGGUGAAAAGGUAAUAGUUCAUUUUAGUUAUAAUACUCAUACAUUUUUAGAAUUAUAUGUCUGACAUUAAAGUGUUCAUGU